UUUGACGCAUUAAAAAAAUGUAAACAAAGUGAAAUAUUGUAUUAAUACAAAGAUAUUCUCUAGCGAGGUAAAAAUGUAGCUGUUUCGAAAGAUACUUUUAAAAGCUAGAAUUAUACUUGAAUGAUUGCUCUAGGUAUAUAUUUACUUUACACCUCUACUCCGCAACAUUUUAUGGACAAAUGUCUUAUUUUGUGAGGUUUGGACAUUCCCGACCUUCGCUUGUAGGGGGCAGCACCGCGUGGUUUUCCGGAAGUGUGUCGUUCAACGAAGAAGAGCAGACAGGAAGUUGGUGCAUUCUGGUGCUUCUGUAAUGACAGUGUAGCUAGGAUUUCCUUGUUCUUUUCUCUUUUUUUGGUUUGGAUUACAGUAUAAGUCUCCCUUGCCGGUACGAGAAAUGUAACCGGACUAUUAAUCAAUCUUCAUUUGGUUGAUCCCUCUCCAUUGAACCAUAGUGUGCAUACCAGACAAGGAACCACAAUCACUCCUCCCACAUGGCAUAUGCACGUGAUCAAAAAUCCAUCCGAGAGGUAUAUGAAGAGCGCUUCUGUCCAAUGGAUUCAAGAGAGGUGACUCUCCAUCGGGUGGUCAAUAUUGUUGACAAGAGGAGCCCAAUGCCUCGGGUGCAAGUGGGAUAUGACAGAAGUUUUGAUAAUGACCAGUGGUAUGGCGGUCCUCGCAAUUACCACGAUGCAAGAGAACCUUACGGAGAUGACGGUUUCGCGCCCAAUGACCGUCGCUACUUUGAUGACAGCCCACCGUGCAAUUUUCGCAGGAAUAUUUCACAAAAUGAGGGCCCGUCCUCUCAACAGUGGUAUGGCCGAGAUGAUUUGAGGCAUCAGUUGGGCUUGAGGAAAAGCGGCGGAAGCGGCCCUUCUUUCCGCAGCCGAGGCCGCAAGUCGGGCCCUCCUCGGAGGAGUCCUCCGCCAGUAGCAGACAAGCGGGGCCGCUCUCCUUUGCGGAGGGCGGCCCGUCCGCCUGAGCCCGCCCGCUCCGGGUCCAACAGCAGCAGCCGCAGCUUCUCCCCCGACCGAGAGAGAGGCUUCCCCCCCCAGCAGCAGCAGCAGCAGCAGCAGCAGCAGCGGCAUCUGCCCAGCGUGCUGAUGAGCCCCGUGGAGGAGUCCACUCACAGCUCAGGCUCCUCAAAGGAAAAUGCUGUGGUAUCUGUAGCGGAGGCGGAGGAGGAGGAGGAGGAGGAGGAGGAGGAGGAGGAGGAGGAGGCUGCUGCCGGCGUGGAGCCGAAGCCGACACCGGAGGAAGUCCUCAAGACUCGCCGGUCGGAGGCCAUUAAGGCCAAGGCUCUGGAAAUCGAGACGCAAUACAGGAAGGACUGCGAGACCUUCCGCACGGUGGUGAAGAUGUUGGUGACCAAGGAGCCCGGUUUGGACGACCUGCUGCAGGCUCCGUUGGACGAGAACCUGCUGGAGAUCAAAGAGCGCUGCCUGGACGCGCUGAGGCAGUUUGUAAAGGAGCUGGACGAGAUAUUAAAGCAGCCAGAGCCCUCCGCAUGAACAACUAAAAUGUGUUUUUUAAACUAUUAUGUAAAAAAAAAAAAAACCCCAAAAACAGAUCUGGUAGUGACACUUUUCCCCUCGCUGAAAUGUAAAUAAGAUUGAUUCAAUAAUUGUUGUUUCUGGAAACCUGAACAAUUAUAAUUUGUAAUGUUCAGCUGCAAUUUUUUUCUUCAGUCAAUACAGAAGACUUAAGAUAUUUUUUGUGGAAUCCUACUCAUUCUUGCCUAUCACAACCGCUCUUUUGGUUUUUAUAAAGUAUAUUAUGCUACCAGUAAAUGUAUUUCUUGCAGACGAGGCCGUGCAACUAACUGUAACAACUACUCUCAUCAUUGUAUUAAAUGGGACGAGUCCAUGUGUGUUUGCUUCAGUGCAGCGCAAUUUUAUAUAGACAAAUACUUUUUAUACUGUGUGGAGAUCAUGCGUUUAUCAAAGUCAAAUAUCAAUGUUUUUCCAAUAAAAGCGUAAGCCUUGAAAUUGUUUCUUCGUGUUCA
This is a messenger RNA of Pungitius pungitius (ninespine stickleback), 2002 nucleotides long. RefSeq names its product periphilin-1-like. Gene Ontology annotation, biological process: negative regulation of DNA-templated transcription; protein localization to heterochromatin; negative regulation of gene expression, epigenetic. The transcript has 10 exons. The coding region runs from base 492 to 1508 and encodes 338 amino acids. Lineage: Eukaryota; Metazoa; Chordata; Actinopteri; Perciformes; Gasterosteidae. Gene Ontology annotation, cellular component: nucleoplasm. The record is from RefSeq and is a predicted model, not a curated record.